UCAGCCAUUGGCAAGGUAUAGCCCCUUCGCUGAGAAUGAUAAACAGAAGUAAAAUUCGUGACAAGUGUGCGAAAUUUGUCCGCCUGUACUCGUCCAAAAAUUUGUCGACGAUUUUUAGCUUAUCUUCCGGUCAAGGUAAAUGUGGAGUAGCAGUCAUUCGAGUUUCUGGUCCAGAGUCUAAGAAUGUUUUCAAGAGAAUUUCAAAUUUUGCGGACAAUGCCCCAAUUCAGCCACGAUUCGCAUACUUGCGUAAACUCAAACAUCCACGCACGAAUGAGUGUAUUGACAGGGGACUGUGUUUGUGGUUUCCAGGGCCAAGAAGUUUCACAGGCGAAGAUAGCUGCGAAUUUCAAGUACAUGGCGGACUGGCUGUAAUUGCCGCACUACAUGAUGCACUGAACUCAAUGAAGGGACUCACGCCCGCAAAGCCAGGUGAAUUUACCAAACGAGCAUUUUAUGCAGGAAAGAUGGAUUUAACUGAAGUCGAAGGUUUGGCAGACUUAAUUCAUGCUGAGACUGAGGUGCAACGAAAACAGGCACUUAUUCAAACCGAUGGAUCCUUAUCGAAAUUAUACGAACAGUGGCGCCACAAACUCAUCCGAUGUGUCGCCUAUCUCGAAGCGGACACAGACUUCGCCGAAGAUCAGAAUAUCGGUUCGGACACGCUGACGAUCAUCGAAAAGGAAUUGACAUCAUUACAGACUGAAGUGCAGGCGCAUUUGAGCGACGGGAGACGGGGUGAAAUAUUGCGGCAGGGUGUGCGUACAGUCAUCGUUGGUGCGCCAAACGUUGGCAAAAGUAGUUUUAUGAAUAAAGUCUGUCGGAAACCGAUAUCGAUUGUGACGGACAUAGCGGGGACGACGCGCGACGUUGUUGAAAGUUCGUUCAAUGUAUCCGGUUAUCCAAUAGUGCUCGCCGAUACAGCUGGUUUGAGGAAAAAUGCAACGGACGUUGUUGAAAUCGAGGGAAUUUCACGAACCCGGAAUCGGGUGGAAUGUUCCGAUUUUGUUGUUGUGAUAAUGAAUGCCGUUGAGGUGCAUGGCGCUGGUAGCAUCGAUGAAUACAAAGAAAAUUAUUUAAAAUCAAUGGGACUGAACGAGUCGAGCAUGCGGGACAAAAGUGCUAUGCUUGUGAUCAAUAAAAUCGAUUUGUUGAGCGAACAAGAUCUAGUGACAUUGAAAGAAAACGGUCCGGGCAUCGCAUUCAUUUCCUGUAAGAAUGACAUGGGAAUAACGUCCGCCGUAUCGAAUAUGUCGCACCACCUGAAAGAAUUAUGCGGAGAACCGAGCGCCAAUAGUCCCAACUUAAGCCAACAGCGUCAUAGACACUUACUAGAAGAAUGUGUGAAUUGCAUGAAUGAGUUUAGAAGUAGCAUAUCACACGAAUACAUAGACUCAGCCAUUUCAGCGCAGUAUCUUCGAUCGGCGAUUCAGUGCAUUGGACAGAUAUCGGGACAUGUUAGUACGGAACAGAUUUUGGAUGUGAUCUUUAGAGACUUCUGUAUAGGCAAAUGAAAUACGAUUUAUUGCACGAUUAAAUGUCAGUACUGCGCAUAGAACGACAAA
Molecule: messenger RNA, 1565 nt
Organism: Bradysia coprophila
Lineage: Eukaryota; Metazoa; Arthropoda; Insecta; Diptera; Sciaridae
Product: 5-taurinomethyluridine-[tRNA] synthase subunit GTPB3, mitochondrial
Biological process (GO): tRNA methylation; tRNA wobble uridine modification
Cellular component (GO): cytoplasm; mitochondrion
Molecular function (GO): GTPase activity; protein binding; GTP binding
Source: RefSeq, a predicted model, not a curated record